Messenger RNA from Gavialis gangeticus (Gharial), 2127 nucleotides. It is a transcript of the gene SAV1, whose product is annotated as salvador family WW domain containing protein 1. The record is from RefSeq and is a predicted model, not a curated record. Gene Ontology annotation, molecular function: molecular adaptor activity; protein binding. Bases 43 to 1098 code for a protein of 351 amino acids. Lineage: Eukaryota; Metazoa; Chordata; Crocodylia; Gavialidae. The transcript is spliced from 4 exons. Gene Ontology annotation, biological process: hippo signaling; apoptotic process; regulation of cell population proliferation.
GUUUUUUGCUUGCAUUGUAAUGCUGGUUCUGUUACAGAUCUGAUGCCUUCAUUUAUUCGUCAUGGUCCAACCAUUCCAAGACGAACAGAUAUCUGCCUCCCUGACUCAAGUUCUUCUGCCUACUCUGCUGGUGGGGAUGGAAUACUUUCCAGAAACCAGAGUUUCCUUAGAACUCCAGUUCAGAGGCCACCUCAUGAAAUAAUGAGACGAGAAAGCAACCGCCUGUCUGCACCUUCGUAUCUUGCAAGAAGUUUGGCUGACGUUCCUCGGGAAUAUGGUUCUUCCUCCCAGUCAUUUCUAACAGAAGCUAAUUCUGUUUCAGAAAAUGGAGAUACAGGGGCCCGUUACUACUAUGAUCAUUUUUUUGAUGGACAAAGGAGACGUCAAUUAAAUGAUCGUGUACAUGAGGACUAUAGAUAUUACGAACACAACAAUGAUCUUUUCCAAAGGAUGUCACAAAACCAUGGGAGACACACUUCAGGUAUUGGGAGGGUUCCUGCUACAUCUUUAGGAAAUUUAACAAAUCACAGUACUGAAGAUUUACCUCUUCCCCCUGGCUGGUCAGUGGACUGGACUAUUAGAGGAAGGAAAUACUACAUAGAUCAUAAUACUAAUACAACGCAUUGGAGUCAUCCACUUGAGCGUGAGGGACUGCCUCCGGGAUGGGAGAGAGUUGAGUCAGCAGAAUUUGGAGUCUAUUACGUGGAUCACAUCAAUAAACGAGCUCAGUAUAAACAUCCAUGUGCUCCCAGUGUUCCCCGAUACGAUCAACCUCCUCCAGUGACCUAUCAGCCUCAGCAAGCUGAAAAAAGCCAGCCCCUCCUAGUACCUGCAAAUCCAUACCACACUGCAGAGAUUCCAGACUGGCUACAGGUCUAUGCCAGGGCUCCUGUAAAAUAUGAUCACAUUCUGAAGUGGGAACUCUUCCAGCUAGCAGACCUGGACACGUACCAGGGAAUGCUGAAGCUGCUCUUCAUGAAAGAACUGGAACGAAUUGUUAAACUGUAUGAAGCAUACAGACAAGCCCUUCACAGUGAGCUGGAGAACCGCAAGCAGAGGCAGCAGUGGUAUGCACAGCAACAUGGCAAGAAUUUUUAAACUAACAGGUUUUUUGGGGAUUUUUUUUUAAACUUGACUUUUAUGAGGACACUAAAAGCUUUAAAAGAUUAUUUUCACUUUUUUUUUAAAACCAUGAACAAGUGCUUUGGUUAAAAAGGCAGCUUAUUUUUGUUGAUGUUGCACCUUUGUAACUAUCUUCUUGAAUUGUUUUCUACAUAUAUUAUGUACUGUUCAUAGAAUGAAAAAUGUUUGUUAAUCUUUCUCUGUGCAAAAAAAAAAGUUUAGUCUAUUUCGAGAGCCAGUGUGGGGUUUGAAAUGGACUUCAUCCUGGUAUCUCCUGGUAGCAGCCAGCUAUAGUAUUAAGAAGCUGACUUCUAUAUUUUUAAACAGCAGCAGAUGCAAUUACAAAGAACGUCAUGGAUGCAAAAUAUUAAAAUCAAAAUUCAUCAUUUUAUUCCCCUUCAUAUGUCCUACAUUAAUCUCUGGAGAGAGACUGCUCUCAUUUACAACUUCAAUGUACAGAACACCAACAUUGUUACUUUCCAGCAGCGCCUGCCAGUAGUGCAGAAACAGAUCCUUUUCAAUCAGAAUAAAGUGCUUCAUCGACAAAAUGAAGCAUGAGGUUGCCUUAUCUUUUUACUCUGUUUUUAUGCAGCAGAUCACUUUAGAUCUGCCACUAGUCUGCACAGAAUUUUGUCAGAGGGAAAAUGACCUGCAAGCCUCUCAGAGACUAAGACCAGCACCCACACAUGCUGAGCUGACUGUAGUUUAUAAUGAGGCAUGUUGGGCGAUGUUAGAAUUAUCCAGCUGACUUUAUCAACCUUAACUCUCCAUGAUAAAAUCAGGGAAUUUAAAGAAUCAAAAUUUUUUUGCAAAAACAUUGUCCUGUAGCAAAGUUCUCUUUAUACAUGAUUUUUUAAAAUUGUACAGGUACCCGUUCCUAUAUUUUCUUGGGUUCCUUAGCUGUCUGAAAUGUUAUUUAUGGAUCCUUUUUAGUGCAAUAAUUAUUGUUGCAGACAAGAACUACAUUUCCUGUAAAUCACUUCAAUAAAUUUGUUUUUUGGUUAA